This is a messenger RNA of Dimorphilus gyrociliatus, 1083 nucleotides long. The record is from the annotation of a GenBank genome assembly. NCBI's taxonomy places the organism in Eukaryota, Metazoa, Annelida, Polychaeta, Dinophilidae.
AGUCCUCUCCGGUUUUUUAGGUAGUUAACUUGUAGAGUUUGCGCAGAGGCUCUGAUGUGUUGUCAUACUCUAAAAACGUGUUUUUUCACUAUUUAAGAUUCCAAAGGUCCUUUGAAAACAUUGAACAAGUAAGAAUUUUCUGAAUUUCAAAGAGUUUUUGUUUAGUUUAGUAAAUAUUUUGUAGAAACUUUAAAAUUUGUAUCUUUAAAAUUUCAAUUAGUUCUUUAAUUUCGUUAUUUACCAACUUUUAGUAGAUUGACGAUGUCAUCGUAUUACGGCAACUAUUCCCCUCCGUCGACUCCUCAAUCCCCUACACCGACGUCGGGUUCUACUGUUUUGUUGCUUAACCGGCAAGAUUCAUCUGAAAGUAAUCUGAGAAAUAGAGUAGCUACAGCAGCAUCAAAGCGAAAGAAGUACUUGCGAAGAAUUUUCAAAUUCAGGCAAAUGGAUUUUGAGUAUGCUCUCUGGCAAAUGCUUUUCUUAUUCGUAUCUCCCCAAAAAGUCUAUCGAAAUUUUGCCUACAGAAAACAAACAAAAAAUCAAUGGGCUAGAGAUGAUCCUGCGUUUCUAAUUCUACUGUUUUUAUGGUUAACUAUCUCAUCAAUUGGGUUUUCACUCGUUCUGAAGUUGGGUUUUGCAGGUUUUAUUAAGUUCUGGCUUUGGGUUAUCUUUAUUGAUUGCGUCGGAGUAGGAGUUGUUAUUGCUACUAUUAUGUGGUUUGUAGCAAACAACUAUUUGUUACCAGAAGGAUCAAAAGCGGAUGUUGAAUGGGGAUACUCUUUUGAUGUUCACUUAAAUGCUUUUUUUCCAUUAUUAAUGAUCUUGCAUCUGUUUCAAUUACCUUUUCUAGCCUUUAUGAAUCACAAUUUCUUAUCGCUGUUGUUUGGAAAUACGUUGUGGCUGUUCGCAAUUGGCUAUUAUGUUUAUAUAUCAUUUUUAGGGUAUAGUGCACUUCCGUUUCUGAAGAAGACAAGAGUGAUUUUAAUACCAAUGACAGUUGCAUUCAUGUUUUAUUUAAUUUCGGUGAUAGUUGGAUGGAAUAUUAGCGCGGCUUUGUGCGCCUUUUAUAAGCACAGAGUCUAA